This is a messenger RNA of Amphimedon queenslandica, 756 nucleotides long. Its product is annotated as alpha-protein kinase vwkA-like. The record is from RefSeq and is a predicted model, not a curated record. The coding region runs from base 1 to 756 and encodes 251 amino acids. Gene Ontology annotation, biological process: protein phosphorylation. The transcript has a single exon. NCBI's taxonomy places the organism in Eukaryota, Metazoa, Porifera, Demospongiae, Haplosclerida, Niphatidae. Gene Ontology annotation, molecular function: ATP binding; protein serine/threonine kinase activity.
AUGACUACCUUUGAAAGGAAUCCCUUUGCUGAAGGACGGUUUCGCUCAGCUUAUAAAGGAACUUGGACAACUCCAGAUAAGUAUGGACGGCAAUGCGUUAUUAAAAGGAUGAGGUCAGGAGCAGUGUUCACUCCAACAGCUUGGGAUUGUACAUUGAAGAUUUAUGACAGAGCUAGAACACUAGCACAACAGUUCAAUAGGGGAAAAUAUUCAAAUUUUCCAGUACGCUUUACUGACACAUUCACACAUACAGUGGUUGACUCAUUUCCACUUGAGUAUGUUGUAGUUGAGGAUUUCUUACAGGGGAAUUUCUUAAAGUGGUGUAAUAACUAUGGCUUUAUUUCACCUAAAGCUAAAUCUGAGCACAUAACAAUGCCAGCAUUAGUUCACUGGAGCUGGCUGUAUACAAGAGGACAGGAAAUGCUAUGUGAUCUACAAGGAACUCGUGAUGAAAAUGGCUAUCAUUUGACUGACCCUGUAAUCCUCUCACUCAACCAGAGUUAUGGUGAGACAGAUAAUGGAAUAGAGGGUAUGUCAAUGUUUUUCAUGAACCACGAAUGCAAUGAUAUCUGUAAAGGAUGGGGGAGGCCUCAUUUGGAGUAUUUUAUAGGAAAGAUCCCAACAGAAACAUUAACAGCGUGUGAAUUUAUGCAGCACCAAGUCAAUAAUGCCACUUCGUACAGGUUUGAGAUGAAAUUCCCACCAGCCAUUAAAGAUAUUGUUACAAGAAUGUUUCUGGAAAUUGCUCAAGCUUAG